Messenger RNA from Pimephales promelas (fathead minnow), 2256 nucleotides. It is a transcript of the gene irf9, whose product is annotated as interferon regulatory factor 9. Gene Ontology annotation, biological process: immune system process; regulation of transcription by RNA polymerase II. The record is from RefSeq and is a predicted model, not a curated record. Gene Ontology annotation, molecular function: DNA-binding transcription factor activity, RNA polymerase II-specific; RNA polymerase II cis-regulatory region sequence-specific DNA binding; protein binding. NCBI's taxonomy places the organism in Eukaryota, Metazoa, Chordata, Actinopteri, Cypriniformes, Leuciscidae. Gene Ontology annotation, cellular component: nucleus.
UUCGCUUUCAGGAAUUUCUAGUGCCAUCAUCUGCGAUGGGCUGGACAGGCAGACUGUGGUGAUCUCCAGAACUGCUGACAGUAUAAAGACGACCGAAACUAAAGAUGGCAUCCGGAAGGAUUCGCUCCACGCGCCGUCUGCGCUCCUGGAUAGUAGAACAGGUGAACAGUGGGAAGUAUCACGGCCUGGUGUGGGACAACACUGAUAAAACUAUGUUUCGUAUCCCAUGGAAACAUGCAGGAAAACAAGAUUUCCGAAGUGAGGAAGAUGCAGCUAUUUUCAAGGCAUGGGCGGAGUUUAAAGGGAAGCUUUUGGAGAAUGGAAAUGACCCUGCAUCCUGGAAAACUCGCCUUCGCUGUGCCCUCAACAAAAGUCCAGAGUUUAGUGAGGUCGUUGAAAGAUCACAGCUGGACAUCUCAGAACCCUACAAAGUGUACCGCCUCGUACCACUAGAAGAACAAGGAGGGGUGAAAGUAAAAAAAGAGAAUGGACAGAAAGCAGCGAGAAGCAUCAGGAGGAGACACAGCGAAUCUGAGCAUGAUCAGGAGGUCGAAUGCAAAAAGAUCAAAAAGGAGGUUGUUGUGUUCCAGCCCAUCAACAUGAGCGCACAGGAAACUGUACCACAUACAGGAAGUGAGAUCGGGAUGCAGACAAUCCUCUUAAAGAGUGACAGUGCUGAAGAUAUCCAGCUAAACUUUACAAUCGAAACAGUGCCUUUGUCUGAAGAAAGGAGGGUGCUGAACACUUUUCACAUAACCGUGCACUACGUUGGUCAGGAGGUUCUGCGGCGAGAAGUUAGGAGUGAUGAUGUUCGGAUUGCUUACCUACCUCCGUCACCUGUCCCUCCGUCUCCACCGUCUCUGAGCGGCCCUUGCUUCCAUCGAAUCCCUCUCCCAGAGCCCCCAUUAGACCUGGUUGAUGACCCCAUCCUUGCUCCACGUUUGAAUGAUCUUAAAAAAUUACUGCCCUUCAUGGAGCGGGGAGUUGUGCUGACCUUGACAGGAGGAGGCAUCUAUGCCAAGCGUUUUUGUCAGGGGCGGGUGUUCUGGAGAGGACCGCACAACACCACCACAGGACCCUGUAAAAUGGAGAGGGCAGGCGAGCUUACCCAGCUGUUCAACAUGGAUACAUUCAAACAGGAGUUGGAUGCUUUCCGCAAUGGAGGAAAAGAACCUCAAAGUGAGAUCAUGCUGUGUUUCGGAGAAGAACUGUAUGAUGGAGACAACAUCUCUGAUAAACACAUCAUCAUUAAGAUCUCUCUACCAUGGGUUGAGUUGCAGAUAGAAGAGGUCAAGACCCUAAGAGACCCUAUUGCAAUUCUCAAAUGUUUGGCCAGCCAGUCUCCUACAGGGGAAGUGACUCUGAACCUUUGUUGAAGUAUUGGAGUAACAAACCUCUAAGAUAUCACUCACAGCAUUCUAAACAUUAAGGAUCAAAAUGAAGAGGAAAAUGGCUUAAGACAACUAGUAGAAACACAUUACUGUUAGUGGAAAUGCUGCAGUUAUUAGUUGCUUAAAUAUAUAUAGCAGUUAAAUAUUUAUAAGUAAUACCUUUGUAUUACUGCAUUGUAGACAUCUUUAGUCAAUAGGCAUGUCGGCCAAAAGCUGAAUACCUUGGUCCAAAGCAGGCCAACUGGGGUUUGAAGAGUGGUCUUGAACAACAGCGUUUAGCAGAAGUUUACCAGAAUCAGGAGAUGGUCGACACUGCUGUUCAUUUCCCAUGUUGUCAUACCAGGCUACCAGUUCAUUUCAAGACAUUUUAAACACUUUUCAGCUUUUUAGGCACCAAGGAUUGUUUGAAAUAACUUACGAUAACGCUAAUGUAUCAUUGUAUUUGUCACUUUAUAUCAAUCAAUGGCAAUAAAUGUUGUUGUCACUUGCCUUGUCUCAAUCGUAAAGGCAUAAACUGAAAGCUUUUUUUAGAUUUUAUCGACUAAGCAGUAUGAGGCUACUUGUUUUAGCUCAUGCCAACUUUAGUCAUCAAUAGCUAUACAAAAACAUUGAAUCAUGCAAGUAUCAGGGGUGUCAUGCAUCUUUUUUAGUGAUCCAGUCAAGCACCCUCUUUAUACUUAUUUUUCUUCACCAUCAUCUUCCCCUAAAAGUGUGUGGGCAUUAUAACAAGGCAAUUAAUGUGUUGGAAAUAUUGAGAAUUUAUUUAUUUUUUUUCCCCCUGAAUCCCUGAGUCAACGACCUACCAAAGGCUUUACAUUUUUUUCUCCAUUUUGAUACAAAAAAAUAAAAUAAAAAAUUGUACUCA